AUGGCCUGUAUCGUUGCCUUUCUUCUCACAGCGUCAACGAACUUUCAACCUUCGAAUCACUUGAUUACUGUGACCAGUGACAUAUCAUACUAUAGUUACAGAGUCUUUCCUCACCAAGGUAAUGAAUUUCCGCAGGCUGACGGUAUACUAAUGAGCACAUCGUCGAUCGACGACACCAGGACUUCCACUGCCGUGUAUUGCUCACUUUUGUUAGGGAGUCAAGGAAUCAUUACUAUGAUUACAAAACUUCCUAUGCUUCAAACCGACUUAGUUUAUAAGUACAUCAGUCCGGAGCCCGAGCAGCUUCAAACAUGCUGGGAAAAUAUUAAAGAUACUGUGAAAAGUCUAGGAGGAGCUCGCGAAAAAUACUCGGACCUUGAGCAUACGAUAUGCACUCCCAAGACUAUUUCCUACCUAGCCUACACUGGCUCUAUUUCAGUAAUUGGAAAUUACCAGCAUUUCUAUCCGAGGAGAGAACAUAGAGCUCAAACGCCCAUUAUUAUUGACGAGAAAUUCUCAUUGAGCCAACUAGCCGACAAUGGCCAAAUUUUCCGGCGCACUGACUGGGAUGACACCUCGGUAGCACUUGCUUGGUACCAGGGAUAUUUACACCUAUUUAAAUCUGGGCCCAAUGGCUGGUAUCCCCUCACUAAAAUAGGGCACGAGGAGGAGAACGGACCGUUCAUCUUAAUGUACAUGCUUGGGAUAAAUCCGAAUGUUUGGGAUUCUGACCAUCAUCUAUCCCUCAGAAUUAACAAUAAGUUGAGUGAAUUAAAAGAUGCUAGGGAAUUUAAACAUUAUUAUCAUCGUCAAUGGGAUACUGCCUAUCCACAUAAAUUGGGCAAACAAUUGAACCUGGCAAAGCUUCAAGCUUCAGUUCCCAGAGGCACAAUAAGUAGCACUGCCUGA
This is a messenger RNA of Blumeria graminis f. sp. triticale, 909 nucleotides long. The record is from the annotation of a GenBank genome assembly. Lineage: Eukaryota; Fungi; Ascomycota; Leotiomycetes; Helotiales; Erysiphaceae.